AACGUCCAUAGACACAGUGUUGAUUUCGAAGUGCUGGUAUUUUUUAGACAAUUUCGUAUGCAACCAGUGAAAUGGCAGUUCUGCGCGGUUGGAGAUUUAUUGGCUUUGUGUCCUGCCUAGUUGGCGCUGUUGGACUGACGCUGUACCCGGUUGUUGUGGACCCCAUGAUAAACACGCAAAAAUAUAAAUCAUUGCAAGAGCAUAACAGAAACAAAUAAAAUGUACACAAAAGCGGUUUAAGUGUAUUUUGUUAUUAUAAUGUUAGCAUUCGUUUCCAUAUGAUCAUAAACAAUUCACGCAAUAAAUGAAAACAGCUGUUUUUUGAACCGGCA
Molecule: messenger RNA, 332 nt
Organism: Drosophila albomicans
Lineage: Eukaryota; Metazoa; Arthropoda; Insecta; Diptera; Drosophilidae
Exons: 2
Coding region: 72-218 (48 amino acids)
Biological process (GO): mitochondrial respiratory chain complex IV assembly
Cellular component (GO): membrane
Source: RefSeq, a predicted model, not a curated record